This is a messenger RNA of Seminavis robusta, 4827 nucleotides long. The record is from the annotation of a GenBank genome assembly. NCBI's taxonomy places the organism in Eukaryota, Bacillariophyta, Bacillariophyceae, Naviculales, Naviculaceae.
AUGUCGAGCCCCAAGAGUCGCUCAGGGAUCCACCCGGACGACGUUCUGUGUGGACCCGGCCACUUUACCAGUCAACGAGGAAAUCUUCUUUGUCUCUCUCUGGUCCGAGACCAUUUAGAAGAAUACCGCAAAGCCAGUGGUUCGCAGCAACGACACGCCAUCGUCCAGCGGAUCUUUUCCCAAGUGGCAGGUCGCUUUCUCCAUUCCAAAUCACUCCAAGAGCUCUCUCGACUAGACGCACUCGCCAAGAUUGUCCGCAUGUUCCGUUUGGCGAACAGACGGGGUCCCUAUCAGAAAAAGAUUUCCCUCGCUGCUACUAGUAGUGCAAGUUGGGAGAUGGAAGAAGAAGAAGAGCCCAUGGAAGAGGAUGAUGAUGACGACGAGGACGACUACGACGAUGAGACUGUAGGAGAAGAAGAAGACUACCAAGAAGAAAGCAGCGAUGAAGAUGAUGAUGAUGUCGAUUCAAUCGAGUCAACGACCAUCAGGAGGCGCCAAAGCAAAGCAGAUUCUGCCUCUCGGAUCUCUCCGAAAGGUUCCACACAAUGUCAUGGCAACAACAACACGGCCAACAAUUCCGAUCCCUUCCGGCCUCAGGAUGUCCUUUGCGGAGUGGGCAAGCGCGGGAAUGAUGGCAAUUUGAAGGUUGUCAACCUCGUCUCCAAAUAUCACUACGUAUAUACGCACGAGGACACCUCUGCAGACGAGAAAGCUGCAAUUGUCAAGGAGGUCUACAAGGCCAUUGCCGAGACGGGUGGACGCUUUAUGGAUGUUCAGACGCAAAAAGAGCUUUCCGAAAAAGAAGCACACAAACGCAUUUGCAAGCGAAUGGUGUAUGCCAACGGUUUGUUGUUGAAGAACAAGAAGAAGAAACAAGGGAAUAGUGGCAGCCACAAACGCGCAUCCUUGUACAGCCUUCCACCAGCGAAAUCAACAACACAGUCGUCAACAAAGAAACGAGGUCGUCCCAGAAAGGAACCACCCGAGUACAACGACUCAUCGUCGGAUGAGGAUGACGAAAGCGACGACAGUGAUCGCUGGAACAACCAAGUGAAAUCAGCUACACCCGCCACUCCAACCCAAAAGCGAGGAAGGGGUCGGCCCAAAAAGAAGCAACCAGAGUACAAUCUGUCGUCCUCGUACGAUGACGAGGACGAGGACGACUCCAUUGAGAGCGACUACAGCGAAGGCUUGAACAAGCAAGCGAAAGCCGCAAAGCGAGGAAUGGAUCGUCCGAGAGAGAAACAACCGGAGUACAAUCGGUCAUACUCUUAUGAUGAUGAUGAUGACGACGACGACGCCGAAAGCGACGACAGUAGCCAGCCAGCUCCCAAACGGGUCAAACCAAUGUCCCCGGUCAAGCAACACAACAACAACAAAGCCACUGCGGACCCCAAAAGACAUGUACUGUUUCGAGAAGACGACGUCCUCGUGGGCGGACGUGGUAACCGUCAAAACGCUGGAAAUCUUUAUUGGACGCAACUUGUAAAAGAACGAAUGGAUGCAUACCAUAAUGAUGACCUGUCCGAGCACGACAGCCUAGAUAUCGUUGAUUCCAUUUACAGGGACAUCUAUGCCAGGGGAGGUUGCUUUCGAGACGUUACAACCAUGCAGGAACUGCAUCGCGAGGAUGCUUUGCAAAAGAUUGUCGCCAAACUCAAGAGAACCUACAUUCGAACCAGGAACGACGAUGAUGGCAACGAUGACGACACUAGCGCAAAGAAGAAUCAUCAAGUAAGCCCUGUUGCGAGUGUGACUACAUGGGGGGGCAGUGACAGUAGCAAAAAACCUCCCCCCAGACUUGCCAAGUCAUUACCCAACCAUUUUCAUUUCGGAGCCAAAACAACACCCCCCAGAGCUGCGAAAACAUCACCGGACAAGUAUGGGGCAGGUGCAUGCAUUGAUGAAUUUUCAAUAAGACCAAAUGACGUUGUUUGUGGCUUUGGGCUGGGUCGGUUUAACCAAGAAAAAGGCAAUGUCUUGUGCAUGACUCUCAUAGUUGAGCACCUGGAAGACUACUGUGAUCCGGACAUUACCAAGGAAGAAAAGAAUGACAUCUUGGACACAAUUUACAGCACUCUCACUAGUGGCAAUGGUCCUUUCAUUGAUUUCCAAAACAAAAUGGAGCUCUCCCGUGAUGAUGCACUUCAAAGACUCAAAAACAAAAUGCAAUGGGCACGUUGGCAACGGAACAGCGACCGCACGGCACGAGCACAAGAAGCGGUAGCCGCAGAGUUGCCAUCUGGCACAACCAUCCAAGAUUUAUCUGCUCAGGUCAAGGUUGGCUCCCAAGUGGCUGUUUUCUGGCCGGAAGAUGAUCAAUACUAUGCCGCCACUGUCGUGGAGCACCGUGAUUCGUCUACUCACAGGAAACCCUUGUAUAUUGAAUACGAUGAUGGUGAUGCUGAAUGGAUUGACCUGUCCGAGCAUGUGUUUCGACCGAUUGGGUUUGGCGAAGUCAGCAAUGGCACCGGUAGCAUUGGAGCCGUUUUUGCUGAGAACGAGAACACUGCCACAAAUCAAACAGAAGAGAGAGAAAGAACUGAUGUGUGUAAUGAUACAGAAGCAAAUGGCAAUGUGGAAGAUGCAGUCAAUGAUGCCAAACCAGGAGCAGAGGGAGGGCAAGGAUGGUCCGAACCUUCAAAUGAGCAAUUGACGGUUGCAAGUGAUGGCCAAGCUGCAAUCCUGGUCAGUCCCUGGCGUCUCAUCAGAGGAACAAUGGACGAGAAGCAUGCCUGUAGAUUGCUGCAAGGCUCGUGUCCAGGCGAAAAACCACAAGACGAAGUUGUGCAGAAUCUUUUACAGGACCUGAAAAACGAACGCCAGGAGCUCAAGGAGUGGGCUAAAGACAAAAUCAAGGCCAAAAUGGUUGAAAAAGCACAAACUCUCUACGGGCUGGAGGCUAUAAGUUCCUUUGAUGACGUGGUUCAAGCAUGGGUACAUGAUUCAUCACCUGAAAAUCAACUGAAGAUGCAUGCCAUCAUUCAUGGACAAUUCACCGGUAACUCUGCACAGAUAGCUCGGCUGCCCAUUCCAUGGGUCCUGCAAAUGGAGCGGGUCUACAUGGAGAAGAAGGGUGUGUGCUAUGACAACGUUUGCGACGGAGUACAAGCACAAUGCUCUGCAGCUAGCUUUCGUCGUCGUCAUGGAACUGGGUAUGUGUACGAUAUCAUUGCACUGCAGCUCAACUAUCAACAGAAUGCAGUCAAGUUAAGGGGCAAAGCCAAGCAUGGUUUGUACCUGACAUCAUAUCUGAAGGAUGUUGGCUACAAUGAGCCCCCUGGGAGAAAACGACACGCCUCAAAGAGUGAGUCGGACUUUGGGAAGGAAGCAAAAGUUGCCAAGGUCGCAGGUGAGACGGUGAAUACUGGGGGAGAAGAGACUCCAUCCAAAGCAGUAACAACAGAAGAUGAUGAAAAGAAUCGGGAGAAGUCACCUGAAAGAGCGUCAGCCAAGAUGGUGGAAAAGCAAACAACAACAGGUUGCGAUGACUCACUCAACAAACAAGGCCACCAAACCACCGAGGUGAUUGCAGAGAGCUUAAGCAAUGUCGAAUCACCUAUCAGUGCAUCAACAUCAUGCACAACACCUGACCAAACCACCAAGGUGAUUGCAGGGAGCUUAAGCAAGGUCGAAUCACCUAUCAGUGCAUCAGCAUCGUGCACAACACCUGAAUAUGGUGCGCCUGGAGAAGGAGCCAGUGGUGCCUUGGUCAGCAACAUUGAAGCUGUAAUUCAGAAGGUGGCUGUAAGUCGAAAUCGGCUUCUCAAAGCCUCAAUGGGUGAAGAGCAUGCAAUGCAGUUCUUGACUGGUUUGAUUUUCCCCAAUGCUGAGGCCAAGAGGGAUGCAACCAAACAGCUGCUAGAGCAGUUGCAUGAUGAGCGACAUGCCAUUAAGGCAUGGGCCAAGAAUGAGAUAGAGGGGGCUAUGGUUGAAAAAGCAUGUGAGCUUGGGUUUGACAAAGUCACCACGUAUGAUGAUUUGGUGCAGUCCUGGAUGGGUGAUGCAUCCACAGAAAAGCAAAAAUGGAUCCAAUUGGUCAUGUAUGAGCUUUGUUCAGUGGGUAGUGAUAACACAAAACCCCACAAGCCCAUACAAUGGGUGCUUCAGAUGGCUGACAGAUUCAUGGAAGAGAACCAUCUGGUGUACUCAGAAGCCAAUGGCAACAUUCACACAACGUCACAGCAUGGAUAUGUUUAUGACAUUGUUUCAGUUGCACUUGAUGAAAUCAGGCAAGAGGUCAAGAUGUGCGGGAAGAAACAACAUGGAGGUUGGUUGGAUCCUCCAAAACCUUCUUCAGUCAAGACGGGCACCAAUCUUGAUGCAGAGGCCAAUGUUCCCGAUGAGCAAUUCUCACAGCCAAAUACUACUGUGGCACAUUGUCAUUCCAGGCCAGUCCUUCCGGAAACUUCCACCUCCACAUCUUCAUCGGAACUUGCCAAUCCCACAAGGGAUAUGAUUGGAGAUACAACAACAAACACCUUGCCAAGGAGGGUUUCCAAUCAUUCAAAGAGCAAAGCAGCCUUGCCAUUGCCAAUGAAUCAGAAUGAUGUGGUCGCUCCAUCGAGUUAUGUGAUACAACGAAAAGCACAGGAUGCUGGGAAACAACUGGCAACUGUUCCAUUAGGAUCUGGAAAGCCUGAAGUUUCUGCUGAUUGGUCCUCACCUGUGGAGGAAGCAACAAUGGCUUUGCAGUUGCAGGUUAGGCAGAGGGAGACACAUCAGCAACAGAAGAACUGGAGUCUGAAAGAGGUGGUUGUGGUGGCUGGACUUUGUCUGGCAAUAGCUGUGAUCCCAGCAGUGAAAUUUCUUUUCAAGAAUGGAUAG